CCUGACCCAAUCAGCAUGACCGUUUGUCCAAUCCACGUGGACCAGCGGCCAAUCGGAACUGGGGAGCGUGUGGCCGGGGACGUGGCCGCUGCCGGGUCUCAAGGGCCGGUCCCGGGCGCCCGCAGCGAACGAAGGGCCCGUGAAAGCGCCCGGGGGGCCCGCAGCUCAUUGUUAUUCAUACCCACAAAGCCCCGCGCUGAGCCCGCCAUGGCCUAUCACCAGGGCUACGGGGGGCAAGGCUCCAAGCACCGAGGCCGGGGGCCCCUGGUCCCUCCUGCCCCGGACCCCCACCAGCUUUUCGAUGACACCAGUGCUGGUUUCCCACAUGCACAAGGCACCCCUGCCUCAGGAAUCGACAUGGGCUUCAACACCCUCCUGGCUGACCCAAUGGCUAACGUGGCCGUGGCCUAUGGCUCCUCCAUUGCCAGCCAGAGCAAGGACAUUGUCCACAAGGAGAUCCACAGGUUCAUGUCAGUGAACAGGCUCAAAUAUUUUUUUGCCGUGGACACUGCCUACGUGACCAAGAAGCUGGCACUGCUGCUCUUCCCGUAUGCACACCAGAACUGGGAGGUUCGGUAUAGCAGGGACACACCCCUGACUCCCCGGCAGGACAUCAAUGCACCGGACCUGUACAUCCCCAGCAUGGCCUUUAUCACCUACAUCCUGUUGGCCGGCAUAGCCCUGGGCCUGCAGCAAAGGUUCUCCCCGGAGGUGCUGGGCAUGUGUGCCAGCACUGCCUUUGUGUGGGUCAUUAUCGAAGUCCUCGCCCUGCUCCUGAGUCUGUACCUAGUGACAGUGCAGAGCGACCUCACGCCCUUCGACCUGCUCGCUUACAGUGGGUACAAAUACGUGGGGAUGAUCCUGGCUGUGCUGGGGGGGCUGCUCUUUGGCAGUGAUGGGUACUAUGUGGCCCUUGCCUGGACAUCCUGUGCCCUCAUGUACUUCCUGGCACGGUCCCUGCGAAUGAAGCUGCACCCGUCCCUGGUGCCAGAUGGGAUGGGGCAUCCCAGAGGCGGUGGGCGUGGUCAGACUUAUGUCACCCUGGGGGCUGCUGCCUGCCAGCCACUCAUCGUCUACUGGCUCACCUUCCACCUGGUCCGCUGAGAUGGGGCAGCGUGGCACCCUGGGGGACAGUCCGUCCCAGACACAUGGACUCCUGGGACGCCCCCAGACAUUCAGGCACCCAGGACGCACAUCCUCCAAUGCACAGCUGUCGGGGACCAUACACAACCUGAAGCAUGGACACCUCAGACCCCCAUGUGGGGGCUGGCAGCCAGGACUCCUGGGUUCUAUCCCCAACUGGCUGGGUGACCUGAGGCGCUUCCCUUCUCCUGCCUAUGCCUCAGUUUCACCCUCACUUUGAAGGCGGGAUGAUAACACUAACCUGCCCUCUGGGACUUGCCCAGCCACAUCACCUUGGGUGCAGGGCCCUACCCCCCGCCUCCCUUCUGCUGGUGGGUAUCUGGUCCCCCAGUCCCCUGGGAUGGAAAGUACCCCAAAAAACAGUGUUUCCAGCAUAUCAGUGUUUUCACGGAGAACUCCAUCAAAACCCAACACUUGGGGAGAGGGAAUAAAGAGUCCUGACUAACCAGCAGUCCGUGUGUCAGUGCUAGGCCAUGGUGCUAGGGGGAGCUGUGCAGCAGGGAGUGGUGCAGUGGCCCAGUAGGGGGCACUUUGCCCUUGUAGCCCUGGCCCCAGUGCCCAGGCAUGGUACUAGGCAGGCUGUGCAGCAGGAAACAGGGUGGGGUCUCAGUAGGGGAGCAUUCUACCCUUGCAGGCAUUGUGGACCCCCCCCUACACAGAGCACUAGUACAUUGCCCCUCAAUACCAACCUGACGCCUCUGCAAUUUCUGUCCCAGUCAUAGAAUCAUAGAUUAUAUAUGACAGAAUCAGAGAUACGUAGGGCUGGAAGCGAGAUCUAGACCAACCUGCUGCUCUGAGCAGGGCUGAGUACACCAGGGAUUGUUGGGAUAAUCUAGUCUGACCUCCUAUGUGACACUGGCCUUGGGACUGCCCUGAAUUAAUUCCUGUUUGAACUAGAGCAGAUAUUUUAGAACAAAUCCAGUUUUUGAUUUAAAAAUUGCAAUUGACAGAGAAUCUACCACAAUCCUUAGGAAGUUGUUCUGUAGUUAAUUAUUAAAUUGUUAAGAACAUGUGCCUUA
Molecule: messenger RNA, 2162 nt
Organism: Mauremys reevesii (Reeves's turtle)
Lineage: Eukaryota; Metazoa; Chordata; Testudines; Geoemydidae
Gene: YIF1A
Product: Yip1 interacting factor homolog A, membrane trafficking protein
Exons: 8
Coding region: 16-1104 (362 amino acids)
Biological process (GO): endoplasmic reticulum to Golgi vesicle-mediated transport
Cellular component (GO): Golgi membrane; endoplasmic reticulum-Golgi intermediate compartment; COPII-coated ER to Golgi transport vesicle
Source: RefSeq, a predicted model, not a curated record